Messenger RNA from Oncorhynchus gorbuscha (pink salmon), 2516 nucleotides. Its product is annotated as growth arrest-specific protein 6-like. Gene Ontology annotation, cellular component: extracellular region. The record is from RefSeq and is a predicted model, not a curated record. The transcript is spliced from 15 exons. NCBI's taxonomy places the organism in Eukaryota, Metazoa, Chordata, Actinopteri, Salmoniformes, Salmonidae. Gene Ontology annotation, molecular function: calcium ion binding. The coding region runs from base 530 to 2479 and encodes 649 amino acids.
AGAGAGAGAGAGAGAGAGAGAGAGAGAGAGAGAGCUCCCAUAUCACUGCCGAGCCGCAGAGUAAAAGCCACUCUUCAUUGCCAGCUCCCGCCUGCGUGCAGUCGACGUAACUUUUUUUUUUAAAGCAACUCCCCUUCGGAUGUGUAGGUUGUGUCCUUUGUCCACGGUUCGGGCUCGUCGCUGGGUGUAUUUUACGCCUGCUACGUUAGUAGCUGGGACAACCAAACGAGAUGGGGGCGAAGUAGGUGGAGAUAAGAGUGAAGGUUGGACUGUCUGUACUGCAGUGACGGUGGGAAGCCUUGGUUGUGGUAUGCGGACUAAGUAGCUAGGAAGCAAGGAUACGAGUGAAGAGGGAAAACGCUGAGUUAAGUGUAACUGCAUUCUCGCCUGCUGUGAAGUGAAUGUUUGAACUUGCAGUGUGUUUUAUACACGACUGCUACCUGAUUGCUAGCUAGAAGCUACAUUGAACAGAGGGAGAGGGAGAGAGGGGGGAAGGAUAAACUUUCCAGCCUGACGCAGAACCGCAGACAUGCAGUUGACAGAGAUCCUUGGUUCAGGAACCUUCCUGAUCCUGCUCCUUGUCCCGUGGUCCGACAGCCUUUCCUUGUCCCCGGAAGAAGCUAACCAGUUCUUGAGGAGACACAGGAGAGCGAAUCACGUUUUCGAGGAGACGAAACAAGGGCACCUGGAGCGAGAGUGUGUGGAAGAGAAGUGUAGCAAAGAGGAGGCGAGAGAAGUAUUCGAGAACGACCCUGAAACAGACUACUUCUUUCCAAAGUACUUAGCGUGCAUGGAGAAGUUUGGGGACACGGACAAGAAGAAACAAGACCUGAUCACCUGUGUUCACAAUAUUCCAGACCAGUGCUCUCCGUCUCCCUGUAAUCCUCGAGGUACGGUGCGCUGUGAGGACCAAAAGGGCGGCUUCCUCUGCCACUGCUUCACUGGCUGGACAGGAGUCCGUUGUGAGAAAGAUGUCAAUGAGUGCAACAAGAGGAAUGGAGGAUGUGACCACGAGUGUAACAACACUAUGGGUAGCUACCAUUGCUCCUGUCGCCGCGGUUACAUGCUGGUCGGACGCCAGAUGUGUAACGACGUGGAUGAGUGCCAGGAUCCAGGUAUGUGUGGGACAGCAAGGUGUGUGAACCAGGAUGGAGCCUAUGACUGUCUGUGUGAGACAGGAUACGUUUACGACAACAACACCAAGACCUGCCUAGAUGUGGAUGAGUGUGAGCAGGGAGUGUGUGAGGAGUGUGUGAACACACCCGGUAGUUUCCGGUGUUUCUGUGACGGUCGGCAGGGCAAGAAGUUGAGCCACGACCUCAGGAGCUGUCAGGAGAUCACUACAUGCGUCUCUCUCACCAUGAAGAGGAACUCCCGUUCUCUCUACCUGGGCCGAAUGUUCAGCGGAGUCCCAGUGGUCAGGCUACGCUUCCGCAGGAGAGUCCAGACUGGCUUCUCAGCUGAGUUUGACCUCCGUACCUUUGACCCAGAGGGGGUCAUCUUCUUCGCUGGUGGUCACCUGAACAGUUCCUGGAUUGUUCUUGCAAUGCAUCAUGGGAAACUGGAGCUGCAGCUGAGGUACGGGGCGGUCAGCCGGGUCACCAGCAGUGGGCCUGCCGUCAACGACGGACAGUGGAGAAAGAUCUCAGUGGAGGAGCAGGGGCGGAGUCUGGUGAUUAAGAUUGACAGGGAGGCAGUGAUGAAGAUAGCUGUGAAUGGAGAUCUGUUCACCCUGAAGAAAGGCAUGCAUGAACUCAACCUGACUGUAGGGGGCGUCCCUUUCAAAGAGGACAGUCUCAUCAACCAGGUGAACCCGAGGUUUGAUGGCUGUAUGCGUGAGUGGCGCUGGUUAACCGGAGAGGAUACGUCCAUUCAGGAGACCAUCAGGUCUAAUGACAACAUGCAGUGUUUCAGUACAGAACAGCCCGGAACCUAUUACCCUGGGACAGGCUUCGCUCUGUUCAACAUCACAUAUGCAGAGUCCCAGUCUCUGAGUAUCCAGCUGACUCUGAGACCAGCCUCCACUGUUGGGGUUCUAUUGGCCCUGGUUUAUCAGGACAGCGUCCCUCUGUCCAUCUCUCUCUCCGACUACCACAGAGACAACCAGGAGUGGCGGGAGUAUGUCCUGGUCUCUGUGGGUGAUGUGAUCGUGGCCAGCGCCCCGGCCUUCCUGUGUGAUGCAGAGGUUCAUGAGGUCAAUGUGACGGUCAGUGGGAACAUGACCAUACUAGAGGUGGACGGUCAGCCUGGACAGAGUCACACCACACCUGGACAGGAGACGGUUGACCUCAGCCUGCCUUCAACCACCUUUAUAGGAGGGCUCCCCGACGUGCCCCUGGUGUCGACCCUGGUGUCGUCGUUCUACCGCGGCUGCAUGGAGGUGACGAUCAACGGCCUGGCUCUGGACCUGGACGAGGCCUUCCACAAACACAACGACAUCCGCUCCCACUCCUGCCCUCUGCUGGGGGGGGCCUUGUGACCGCUGCAGUCCCCUUCAGCCCCGUCCUCACUGGAGC